Messenger RNA from Mucor velutinosus, 1221 nucleotides. RefSeq lists its product as uncharacterized. The record is from RefSeq and is a predicted model, not a curated record. Gene Ontology annotation, cellular component: cytoplasm. Gene Ontology annotation, molecular function: electron-transferring-flavoprotein dehydrogenase activity; flavin adenine dinucleotide binding. The transcript is spliced from 5 exons. Lineage: Eukaryota; Fungi; Mucoromycota; Mucoromycetes; Mucorales; Mucoraceae. Bases 1 to 1221 code for a protein of 406 amino acids.
AUGGUGUCUACUGAAAUCAAGGUGCAACAGAACAUUGUCUUUAUUGGAGCAUCGAGUGCAGCCAUGGGUGCAUCUCUUGAAUGGUGUGAAAACCACCACGAAGACUACAGGUUCAUUAUGAUUGAAGCCAAGACUCACUAUAACCAUGUGUUUGCAUUUCCUCGGGCCUCUGUCAUCUCUGGCUUUGAAGAGCAGCUUUUCUGUCCCUAUGAUAACAUGUUUUAUGGUGAUGAUACAGUUGGCAAGGUCAUCAAUGCUAGAGCGACAGAGAUUACAAGAGAUUAUGUUAAGUUGGACAGAGAUGUACCUGGUUUUGGCGAUAAAGUAGAGUAUGCCUACCUUGUUUACACUGCUGGUACCCAGAUUCCUGCUCCUGGUCGCUUUAAUGAUUUGACAUCAAAAGAUGAAUGUAUCGCAAGACUACAAAAGUAUCAGGAGGUCAUUAGAGAAGCUCAGAAUCCCAUUAUUAUCGGUGCUGGUGCUGUUGGAUUAGAAAUUGCUUCUGAAAUCAAGGAACACUACCCUGACAAAAGUGUUACACUCUUGCACUCUCGCAACAGAUAUUUACCCAGAUACAAAGUGAGUAUGGAUGUCAUGAUCUACAACAUUCUCAAAAAGAGAGGUGUAAAGCAAAAGUUGGGUGAUCGUGUUAUUCUGCCAAAAGAAGGCUUUCCUUUGGAAGUGAAGCCCGUGGAGAUUCAAACAAAGGGCGGCAAGACAAUCAAGGGUGAUCUCGCUAUCAUGUGUAUUGGCAUGAGUCCCAACAAUUCUUUGAUCAAGGCCAUCGCGCCCGAAAGUAUCAAUCCAGAGACAGGGUUUGUCAAAAUCAAGCCCACCAUGCAAAUUCAAGAUGACAACUAUCCAAAUAUUUUCUCUGCUGGCGAUGUUUGCGAUCAUACAGAUGUCAAAACUGGUCAUUAUGCUUGGAUGCAAGGCCUUGCUGCUUUGAAUAACAUUAGAAAGUUGAUUGCCGGUGCUUCUCAGGAUGAACUAGAGCCAUACAAGAGCAAAGACCUGGCUCUUAUCAAGGUCAUUUUAGGAGAGAAAGAAGCAGUGACUCAAACUCACCAGCUUGGUCCUCUCAUUACCUAUGGUUCUUGGGUUGGUGGAAGAUCUGUGCCUCAUAAUGUCUACGCGUCAUUCACAUGGGGUUUAUUGCAUGUGGAGGACCGUUUGGAAGCUAUCAUCAAUAAGCAAUCAGCAACAAAAGCUCAACAUUAG